Molecule: messenger RNA, 1463 nt
Organism: Sceloporus undulatus (fence lizard)
Lineage: Eukaryota; Metazoa; Chordata; Lepidosauria; Squamata; Phrynosomatidae
Gene: TMEM183A
Product: transmembrane protein 183A
Exons: 8
Coding region: 119-1231 (370 amino acids)
Biological process (GO): regulation of protein stability
Cellular component (GO): SCF ubiquitin ligase complex
Molecular function (GO): protein binding
Source: RefSeq, a predicted model, not a curated record
GAGCGAGGUGGUGGGUGGCGCCACCGGCAGGAGCCGGGAAUAUGGACAGAGGCCUCGGCGGGGCUGCUCCGAGGGGCUCCGUGGCUGCGGCUGCGCUGGCGCCGCUACCGCCAAUGAAAUGGCGCCCCGAGAGCGGCCGGUAGCGGCGCCUCCUCCUCCUGCCGCCGCCAUGCGCAAGCGAGGGCCCCGGAAAAGGCUCAAGUUCCGGGCGGAGGACGUCUGCCUGGAGCGCGUGACUGUGGCCGACUACGCCAACUCAGACCCCGCCGUGGUGAAAUCUGGGCGCGUGAAGAAGGCCAUAGCCAACGCGGUGCAGCAGGAAGCAAAAUCAUUCUGUGGUUUGGAAGCAUCUUGUGUACCUACUGAUGAAGUAUUAUCAGUGACAGAGUCCUGUGACAGUAGUGAUGAAGUGGAUUCUAAGGAUUCCAUUAAUGAUAGAAUAUCAUCUAGAAAAAAGAAGAGCAAGAGGUGUAAAGAAAACUCUGAUGAUGUGGUAGGCAAAGAAUAUCCUAUUGAUAUUUGGUUGAUGCUGGCAUCCUACAUACGUCCAGAAGACACUGUGAAUUUUUCUCUAAUUUGUAAAAGAGCCUGGACUGUCACUUGCACUGCUGCCUUUUGGACCAGACUUUAUAGAAGGCACUACAAUAGGAAUGCUAUCCUCCCGAUCCGUUUACAGCCAGAGUCAAUGGAAAAGAUGUACUGCCUUCGUGCAUGUGUAAUUCGGUCUUUAUACCAUAUGUACAGACCUUUUGUUUCUCGUAUAGCCAGAAAUCCAGCUAUUCCAGAGAUUACUCCAAGCACUCUAAAAAAUUCAAAAUGUCUGCUUUUCUGGUCGAAAAAGGUUGACCAGCAGUCUUCACUGUGGGAAUUCAGCUUCAAAUUACAAAGGCAGUCUCCAAGGUUCAAGAAUAGCUGUUCGAAACGUCUCCAACCUCCCCUCCGAUAUGAAGAUGUCCACAUGAACCCUGACCAAGACUGCUGCCUAUUGCAGAUCACUACCCUCAAUUUUAUAUAUAUUCCUAUAGUGAUGGGCAUGACCAUUACCUUGUUCACAAUAAAUGUAAGCACGGAUAUGAGGCAUCACAGAGUGAAAAUGGUAUUCCAUGAUUCUCCAAUUUGGAGUGGCAAGAAACCAAGAUUUGACCAUGGAGUGCAAGUUGUAAUGGACCCUGUACACAGUGUGCGUCUUUUCGAUUGGUGGCAUCCACAGUUCCCAUCUUCACACAUCUAAAAAAAUCCUUAGUAAUGUACAUCCUAUGAACUGGAAAAAACUCAAGGAAGUUUAAUUUUAUUUGUAGUAUAUUCUAUACGAUCGCCAUAAAUGACUAAACUUAAUAGUCCAGUCUAUGCUUAUAUUUGAUCACACAUAUGAAGAAAACUGUUGUAAUGAAAUUACAUAAACAUUUCUGUAAGUCGUCAUAUGAUCUGGAAAAAAAACUCAGCUAAUUUUUUUCUGUUGCUAA